Molecule: messenger RNA, 2908 nt
Organism: Crotalus tigris (Tiger rattlesnake)
Lineage: Eukaryota; Metazoa; Chordata; Lepidosauria; Squamata; Viperidae
Exons: 9
Coding region: 1805-2782 (325 amino acids)
Biological process (GO): negative regulation of membrane protein ectodomain proteolysis; negative regulation of endopeptidase activity
Cellular component (GO): extracellular matrix
Molecular function (GO): protease binding; metalloendopeptidase inhibitor activity
Source: RefSeq, a predicted model, not a curated record
UAUUGUCAUACCUCAGGCUCAAUUAAACCAGAGCACUUCAUGAGAUGAUAAGCUUCACAUUUUAAGAAUAUAGUCAAAGAAUCCACUCUUUCCAAAGUUGUACUAGCAUGCAUAAUAAUUUCAAACCAAAACAAUAUAGCCAUAGGUGGGAAAGACCACAUUCUCCAAGUUCAGGGUCCUUGAAAUUCUUACCAGCACAAAAGAAAAAAUGAUUAUCUCUUUUUGAACUUUCUUUCAGGAAGUCCCAUAAACAAAAUAAUACUUUCUGUGGAGUUAAGGUCAUGUUUAAAUCAUGAGUAUAUUUGGCAUUUCUUAACACUUGGACCCAUUGACUUUCCAAAACUGGAUAUUCCAAUUCCACAUUCCGCAAUUCAGAUACAUAACUAAUUUUUCCAUUCAACUUUUUAAUUUCUGUAUACAAAUGAAUUGCUGGUUCAAGCACUGCAUUUCUUAAGGCUCCUAAAGUUACAGGAGGCUGUUAGAUCAUCUGGGCCAUAGUGUUUAAUUCUGAUGUUUUGGCUGCUUGUAUUACCAAGCAAACAUUGUAGAUAAUAUUCAACACAGAAUUUCUCAAAGCAUUUAAACAUUUGAAAUCAACUGAUUUUGAUCUCAAGAGUUUGAGCAAAACAUCUUCCCUGUUAUUUUCAAAUCUGGUUAUUUCAAAACUUCAACUUCUUGUAUGAUUUGGAAUUAAAGCAUAACUGCUUAGCUAUCAAUAAACAAGUAGGUUUGGCAGCCAGGAUCCCUAUAUCCUGAAGUUUGCAAAAGUCUUGGGCAGUUGUUUUCUCCCACCCCCCACUGCAUUAGACAGAAGUCCAUUAAUGAAGAGAAGAGCUGGUGCCAGAAACACAAAUGGUUGCUAGGGAUCUGCAGCUGUGUAGAAGUGAAUGAUAAAAGACAGAAAGGUUCAGGAAGCCUGAAAUUCUAAAGACAUAAUACAUAGGGUGUCAUGGCCACCAAUGACCAAGAAACCAGCUUCUGUACAGCUUUUCCAAAAUAAAUAUGACAAGACAUGGCACCUCAGGAUUACAGAGGCCAUGACACUGGGGGAAUGAGGUGGGAGGCUCAAAAGAAGUGGCCAGAUGGAGUUGGAGGAAAUGGAUUGGAAUAGUUAAAAUAGCGACAAACGGUAGGACGAAAAAUUAAGAGUUCUGUCAAUUUAGGGAGGAAGAUACUACAGUACUGUCAAAUCUAUCUAAUAGUAACUUAAGGCUACCUCAUAGCAGGGGAUGAGAGGAGAGCAGUGUUGAGAAACCAGAAGACCAGAUUGUUAGGAUAUGAUUGCGCUAUGAUCAAUGGGGACAGAGCCUUUGGAAAUUGAAAAUACCAUUUCUAUAUUCCUGCACUUUAUAUCUUGUUCUCUCUGUCUCAAGAAGAAAUUCUAGAGCUAGAGUGCACAUUUAACAAAAUUAAACAAGUAGAUAAGGAAUACAUUAAUUUUUAUGGUCAGCAUUAACAUAACAUUAACGUAAGUUAUGCUGUGUCCAAACCUGUCUUCCAGAAAUCUAAUCUACUCAGCAAAUCAAAUGGGGACAUAUUAUGCUGCCAGUUCUUUGAGAAAUGAAGUAUGAUAGUUUUAAUGACAACUAUGAACAUCAAGGCAAGAGAAAGUUGUGGGGAAGGAGUGAGGGGGAGCUUUAAAUAUCAGCAGAGUACACUGGGAAACAAAGUUUGCCUCUGGAGAAGGAGCCAGGAAUGACAGAGAAUAAGUUGGUGCUCGCUCACUCAACCCUCUUCAGAAAAACUAUUGCAGAAAGGAAACAUCACCUCUGUCCUAAGCGAGUGGCUUCAUAAAGAGCAAGAAAUGGAUUCUACAAAAGCACAUGGAUUUUUCCUAGCCAGUUUCCUUGUCCUCGUGUUUUUGGGGAAUCUCACAGAGGCCUGCAGAUGUGUGCAAGUAUCUCUCCAGAAAGCAUAUCGUACAGCUAAGUUUGUGAUGAGGGCAAAAUUUAUGAGUGUCAAGCCGGAUCCUAAAUCUCCAUCGUAUUCUCCAAAAAUUAUUUAUACUAUUCAGCCCAUCAAGGUAUUCAAGGGUCCAAAGGAACUAAGAAAAGCACAGUUCCUAUAUAGCUCAGCCUCAGAUGACUACUGUGGAUAUUUACACAAAGGCCCUCUUAAAGGAGAUGACUAUGUAUUUUCAGGGUCAAUUUCAGAUGAUCGUUUCAAAAUUUCAAUGUGCAGCUUUGCAGAACCAUGGGAUAAAGUAACUUCUAAACAGAAAGAAAUCCUGAAAAGUGGUGAUGCUCUUCCAGAAAGACUGCUGCAGAAAGGAAACAUUACCUCUGUCCUAAGCGAGAGGCUUCAUGCAAAGCCAGAAAUGGAUACUACAAAACCAUAUGGAUUUUUCCUAGCCAGGUUCCUUGUCUUCAUGCUCUUGGGGGAUCUCACUGAGACCUGCCAAUGUAACCGACCAAGUCUCCGGCAAGCAUGUUGCGAACAUAACUUUGUGAUGAGGGUCCUAUUUUUGGGUGUCCAGCGGGAUCCUGAAUCUCCUCCGUAUUUGCAGAUGAAUAAAUUUUCUGUUCGGGUUAUUCAGGUAUUCAAGGGUUCAUGGAGAGCAGCAAAUGCACAGAUUCUCUACUCGCCAGAAUCAGUGUUUGACUGUGGAUAUAUACAUGAUGGUCCGUUCCAAGAAGAUGACUACCUAAUUUCAGGGACAUUUAAUGGAAAUUAUGUUGAUAUCGGAAAGUGCAUCUUUGCAAAACCGUGGGCUCAAGUAACUCAAAGACAGAAAAUCAGCCUCUACACUUUUGCUGAUAGGGACUGCAGUGCCAUGUGUUGAAAGGUAUAAACUUCAGGGCCAUCGCUAUCAAUAUGCUAAUGCAGUGGUUCUCAACCUGUGGGUCGGGACCCCAUUUGGGGUCGAACAACCAUUUCACGGGGGUCGCCAAACAACACAGUCCACCAU